Messenger RNA from Capsicum annuum, 1459 nucleotides. RefSeq names its product geranylgeranyl transferase type-1 subunit beta. The record is from RefSeq and is a predicted model, not a curated record. NCBI's taxonomy places the organism in Eukaryota, Viridiplantae, Streptophyta, Magnoliopsida, Solanales, Solanaceae. Gene Ontology annotation, biological process: protein geranylgeranylation. Gene Ontology annotation, cellular component: CAAX-protein geranylgeranyltransferase complex. The transcript is spliced from 11 exons. Gene Ontology annotation, molecular function: CAAX-protein geranylgeranyltransferase activity. The coding region runs from base 125 to 1213 and encodes 362 amino acids.
GGCCCAAAUAGGGGAACCCAACCCAAUAAAUUGUCACUAAAGUAGUUUGCUCCAGUAAAAAGUCCUUUCAACGAACUUCGCCGGAAUUUCCAGCCGGCGGCAAUACUCCGACGAGUUCCAUAUAAUGGCAGAAGACGACGAUGCAUUUUCCGAUCUAGAUUCCGGCGAUUCAAUUCCUUUAUUCUUCGAUAAAAAUCGCCAUAUUUGCUAUUUAGAGAUGAUGCUUGAGCUAUUACCUUCACCUUAUCAAUCACAAGAGAUCAAUCGACUUACUCUCGCUUACUUCGCUAUAUGCAGUCUCGAUAUCCUUCGCUCUCUCGAUCGCGUUGACAAAGAAGGGGUGAUCAAUUGGGUUUUAUCACUGCAAGCUCAUCCACAAGACGAAGCUGAACUGAGCAAUGGACAAUUUUAUGGAUUCCAUGGUUCUAGAAGUUCUCAGUUUCGACAAAAUGACCAUGGGGAUGCAAUUCCCAAUGGUAGUCACUUGGCGAGUACUUACUGCGCCUUAUCAAUUUUGAAGACUCUUGGUUAUGACCUUUCACUGUUGGAUUCCAUUACAAUAAUCAAAUCAAUGAGAAAUCUUCAGCAACAAGAUGGGAGCUUUAUGCCCAUCCAUAGCGGGGCAGAGACAGACCUCCGCUUUGUAUAUUGUGCAGCGGCAAUCUCUUCCAUGUUGGAAAACUGGAGUGGCAUUGACAAAGACAAAGCCAAAGAGUACAUUAUAAACUGUCAGUCAUACGAUGGUGGCUUUGGUUUAACUUCUGGAUCUGAAUCACAUGGUGGUGCCACUUUUUGUGCGGUUGCAUCUCUCAGAUUGAUGGGAUUAAUUGAAGAUGAUAUAUUGUCGAAGAACGCAUCCUCUUGUUUAAUAAACGUGCCCUUGCUCCUAGACUGGAGCCUACAGAGACAGGCAGACACUGAUGGUGGUUUCCAAGGUAGACUAAACAAACCUACGGACACUUGUUAUGCUUUUUGGGUUGGAGGAGUUCUAAAGAUCUUGGGAGCUCACAAGUUCAUCGACUAUGAAGGCUUACGUAAAUUUCUCUUCACCUGUCAAUCCCAGUAUGGUGGUUUUGGUAAAACUCCGGAGCAGCUGCCGGAUCUUUAUCACGCCUACUAUGGAUUUUGUGCAUUUAGCAUGUUAGAGGAACCCGGACUCAAUUCAAUCUGCACUGAACUGGGUAUAACAAAUAGUGCCCACCCUAAACUUUGAUCCAGCUUCCAUUUGGACCUGUGUAGCUGGUAUGAAUCGCGCCUCGCGCUCUCGGGUAUAAUUUAAGUUGUCUGGACAUAGAAGUGUUGGUAAAUCGCGUCUCGUGCUCUCGGGUAUAAUUUAAGUUGUCUGGACAUAGAAGUGUUGAUACUUUUUACCUACUUCUUUUCAUCUUUUUUGUGCACUAUGAAACUACAGCAUAUUUGAAUGUUCAUUACCUUUGAAAGGGAUUGCCUAGUUCUUUUA